AUGACUUUUAUUGGCACCCUGUGCGGAUGUUGUGGCAGCUCGCAGCCGUCGUACGUUUCUGUUAACGGCCACAGGUAUCAUAUCAAGAGGCUACUAGGAGAGGGAGGAUUCUCGUUUGUGUAUCUAGUGGAAUCAAGAGAGAACGGAUUGAUGGCUUUGAAAAAAAUCAGAUGUCCGUUUGGCAGCAUUGGUUCUAUUUCACCCGCGAUGAAAGAGGUUGACAACUAUCAAAAAUUCAAAAGCCCUUAUAUCGCCCAAAUCAUCGAUUCCCAGGUGGUGCAGGAGAGAGACGGGUCUAAAACAGUGUACAUUCUACUGCCUUAUUUCUCAAAAGGCUCACUCCAGGACGAAAUAAAUCGCCAUUUGCUGGACUGCACACAAGUUCCUGAGCUUGAAGUCGUGCGUUUGGCGCUGGGCGUCGCGCGUGGGUUGCUGUGCAUACAUGAUGCAGCUCCAGCAGACGAAAGUGAUGUUACCUAUAGCAUAGUGUCAGCACCUUACGCAGAAGAUUCGUCUCUUUUAAAUGACCUCGAGCUCGACACCUUCGGCGAGUCUCAUCAAGCAUACGCGCAUCAUGACAUCAAACCCUCUAAUAUCAUGAUAUCUUCUGAGGGGAUGCCAGUAAUCAGCGAUCUCGGGUCAUGUUCGCGAGCCUGCGUUGAAAUCAACUCGCGCCAGGCGCUAUUACAAUUCCAAGAGUGGCGCUCUGAGCACUGUACCCUGACAUUUAUGGCGCCUGAAAUUUUAGAUGUUAAGCUCAACUCAGUGAUAACUGAAAAGUGCGAUGUUUGGUCGUUUGGGUGUACCAUCUAUACAAUGUGUUUUGGAAUUUCGCCAUUCGAAAGAGAAGAGCAAAUCAGUGGUGCCUCAGUAACCUACUCGCUGACCACAGGAAAGUAUUCGAUACCAAGUGGAACAAACUACAGCUCCGGCUUAAUUGAUGUGGUCAAAAAAUGUUUGAAUGUCGACCCUGACGGUCGGCCUUCAGUCGACGAGCUAAUUAGUCUGCUAAUGGAUCUGCAGAGUCAGCUUGUAUCGUAA
Lachancea thermotolerans CBS 6340 is the source of this 1041-nucleotide messenger RNA. It is a transcript of the gene ENV7, whose product is annotated as putative serine/threonine protein kinase ENV7. The record is from RefSeq and is a predicted model, not a curated record. Lineage: Eukaryota; Fungi; Ascomycota; Saccharomycetes; Saccharomycetales; Saccharomycetaceae. Gene Ontology annotation, molecular function: ATP binding; protein serine/threonine kinase activity. The transcript has a single exon. The coding region runs from base 1 to 1041 and encodes 346 amino acids. Gene Ontology annotation, biological process: vacuolar protein processing; regulation of vacuole fusion, non-autophagic; protein phosphorylation. Gene Ontology annotation, cellular component: cytoplasm; Golgi apparatus.